This is a messenger RNA of Penaeus indicus, 606 nucleotides long. RefSeq lists its product as uncharacterized. The transcript has a single exon. Bases 1 to 606 code for a protein of 201 amino acids. The record is from RefSeq and is a predicted model, not a curated record. Lineage: Eukaryota; Metazoa; Arthropoda; Malacostraca; Decapoda; Penaeidae.
AUGAGCUCCUAUUUCGCCAACGUGCCCUCCCCGGCGGCCAACUGGGGGGCGCCCUCGCAGGACCAGUAUUCGUACAUGCAGAGUGCUAAAUACCCUUGUUAUUCGGAUCCUACACAGGCCUACGCGCAGUAUGGCGGCAUGCAAGGCUACCGAUACCCCAGUGCAUACAGCUGCGCCCUCGGGAAUAUGACGGCGGCCAAGGGCGCCUACGAGCAGAGCCCGAGCCCCGCGAUCACUGCCACGGCCGCGGCGAGCCCCCUGGGAUACGACCAGAGCCAGAACUACUACAGCGCCAUGAACAGUGCCACCACGACCAGGAACGACGAGGCCGUAGCGCAGGCCAUGAGCCAAGCAGUGCCAGACUCCCUCAGCCCAGUGAACAGUGACUACAACAGUGUCAAGAUGAACAGCUACGUAGCCACGAAUCCCAUGGCAGGCCUGACGCCCACGCCCGUGAAUUCAGUGCCCGCCCAUCCCCUCAGCCCCAGCGACGCCCUCAGCCACGCCUACGCCACGGCUCCUGACGCGGUGAUGCAGCCCUACACGUCCAAAACGCAGUCCCCCGCCAACUACUACCAGUGGGUGAAGGCCUAUCCUGCAGGUUAG